AUGAAGUCGAUGAAGAAAAGCCUCAGCAUGGGCAAGAUGCUGGGGAGCAUCAGGCGGAAGACUAGUGGUCUACAACAUGGAGAAGCCAACAACGGAGCCACGAGCGCCACCACCCCCGUCCCUCAGCCAACUCAGGGCACCACGCCAGAGGAAACCGCGCGCAACAAUGUGGAAGCAUUCUGUGAAGCAGGUGGAAACGUGAAGGGCGACGAAAUCCUCUUCCUCCCCCUCAUCGUCGAAGCCGCCGAGUCUUCGCCGUCCGCCGCCGCCGAAUGUGCUCGAGUGAUCCGCAAGUUCCUGGGAAAGGACUACAUCACCCGCCCAUCAUGGCAAUACAACGCGCUCAUGAUCCUCCGCAUUCUGUGCGACAACCCCGGUCCGUCGUUCACGCGGUCAUUCGAUCAGGACUUUGUGGACACGGUCAGGAAGCUGCUGGGAAGCGGCAAGGACAGCAAGGUGCAGAGGAUGCUCAUGGAGAUUCUGGACGACUUUGAGUUUACAAGGAUGGACGAUGGGAACCUGGUGCUUCUCAUCGAGAUGUGGAAGAAGGAGAAAGCAGCAGCCUACACUAGAUUCGGGGCCCCCAGACGACAAGAGAAUAGACGAUCGCACCAGGCAUCCGCCAACUUCCACUCCCAAAACUACUUUGCCCGAAGCCAUAGCAACAAGAGGUUGCCUGACCCAGUCGAGCUGGCUAGCCGGUUAGAGGAGGCCAGGACGUCGGCCAAGUUGUUGGAGCAGGUCGUCAUGAACACACCGCCCGCCGAGAUGCUCCAGAACGAGCUGAUCAGGGAGUUUGCGGACCGGUGUCAGAGCGCCUCGCGGAGCAUACAAGGAUACAUGACUGCAGAGAACCCAACCCCGGACAACGAGACGAUGGAGAGCCUGAUCGACACCAACGAGCAGCUCCAGACAGCGCUCAACCAGCACCGACGCGCUGUUCUCAACGCGAGGAAGCAGCUCGGCCUGAACGAGCGCACACCCGACGAGUUCCCGCCAUUGCAGGGCCAAAGGAACGGGCAGGACAGAGUCCUCCAGUGGACGCAAUCGCAGGCUGAUAUACUCGCCGCCGGGGCGCACGUGCCAGUCACCACGGAAGAGCAACAGCCUGUGAACAAUGGCAAGGGGAAGGAGACGCAACCAUACGGCCUGGGUGGUGACCGUGACCGUGCUCAGGAGGACCCCUUUGCGGACCCCAAGGGCGAGGAGGAGGACGGUCGCGGGCUGCAGUACCCAGAGGAGCCAUUCCAUCCUGGCUUCCGUGCGUCGACCGGCGCUGGCGCAGCCCCAGCGGCUGGCAUCUCCCCCGUGGCGGGUGCGUCCCUGCCGCCGUCCGCCACCGUCCACAAGAGCUCCCUCGACAAUAGCAACACCCUCCUCAAGCCGCAGCCUAGAGACGACAAGGACUCGGAGUCGGACAUUUAUGACGCCGGGCCGAGGACAAAGGAGCCUGAGCAACAGCCCGUGUACAAAUAUUAA
Molecule: messenger RNA, 1479 nt
Organism: Clonostachys rhizophaga
Lineage: Eukaryota; Fungi; Ascomycota; Sordariomycetes; Hypocreales; Bionectriaceae
Source: the annotation of a GenBank genome assembly